Messenger RNA from Cyprinus carpio (common carp), 1396 nucleotides. It is a transcript of the gene mtx1b, whose product is annotated as metaxin 1b. Lineage: Eukaryota; Metazoa; Chordata; Actinopteri; Cypriniformes; Cyprinidae. The record is from RefSeq and is a predicted model, not a curated record. Gene Ontology annotation, biological process: mitochondrion organization. Gene Ontology annotation, cellular component: SAM complex.
ACAGUUGCUAGUAGCAACCGUAGAGCGCAGUACUUCCAGGUGAAAAGUCACUUAAAAGCCUCUCAAAUAUGGCUGCCCCCUUGGAGCUGUUCUGUUGGAAAGGCGACUAUGGAUUACCUUCAGUAGAUGUCGACUGUUUAGCUGUGCUGGCCUAUGCCAAGUUUGCUGGUGCUCCUCUUAAAGUUCACAAAAUCACCAACCCAUGGAGAAGCCCUACAGGUACUCUGCCUGCUCUGAAGACCAGGGAAGAAGGAAGCAUCUCCCAACCCAGUAAGAUCAUCAUUCAUCUCAGGAAACAGAAGUACAAUGCAGACUAUGACCUAUCAGCAAAGGAGGGCGCAGAUACGCUUGCCUUUGUCUCCCUGCUGGAGGAGAAACUGCUACCUGCACUGAUCUACACACUGUGGAUAGACUCUAAAAACUAUGUGGAUGUUACCCGCUGCUGGUAUGCAGAAAACAUCUCCUUCCCUCUCAACUUCCUGCUACCCAACCGCAUGCAUUGCCAGCAGCUGGAGAAGUUGAGGCUCAUGAGGGGAGACCCAGUCCUGGAGCCUGGUGAACAGCUGGAGAAAGAGCUUUGUCGUGAUGCAUUUGAAUGUAUGACCCUCCUAUCGCAGAGACUGGGGUCACAGAAAUUCUUCUUCGGAGACUCUCCCUCAUCGCUGGACGCGUAUGUGUUUGCACACCUGGCUCCUCUGUUGAAGAUCAAACUGCCCAAUGGAAAGCUCCAGCAGCACCUCAACUCUCUGAACAACCUGCAGCAGUACUGCACCAACAUCCUAGCACUCUACUUCCCCUCUGAUGCACGAGAGACACCAGGUCGCAAGAUUCAUGCUCAGCCUGAUAGCAGUGACUUGGACAACGAGCCCCACAAACGGCGUAAUCAGAUUCUGUCUGUUCUGUUCGCUGUGGGAGCCAUGCUGGGUUACGCCAUCCUCACCGGGAUCGUUACGAUCAAGCGUGAGCGGCCACAGCUGAAGAACUCAGGUCAUGAUGAUGGAGAUGAAGAAGAUGAGGACUAAAUAAAGAAGAAAACAUGGGAUGGGAGCCACAUGCACACAUUAUCACUCACCUGCAAUUCAGAGUGAAGCUGGGCACACUAUUACCUCAGUUCUUUAUAAUCUCCCAUCAUGCACGUGUGCGCUAUAACAGAAUCACUCACUUGAUGUAGCCUCAAGCGAGUCCGUACUGGUGCUUUUAAUAAUUGUUAAUAUAAUUGUUACUAUAAUAGUUGUGAUCUGUAAUUUUGUCAGGUCUUGCAAGGCAGGAAUUUUGACUUCAGGUCAUUAAAAGAUGUAUCAUCACAGUUUUAAUGUUUUAUCUUCUGGACAGCAUUCAAGUAAACUGGGUAACAUUUAUCUUCCAUAUUAAAAAGACAAACACUUACAUGAGAAAA